Molecule: messenger RNA, 1176 nt
Organism: Ostertagia ostertagi
Lineage: Eukaryota; Metazoa; Nematoda; Chromadorea; Rhabditida; Trichostrongylidae
Source: the annotation of a GenBank genome assembly
AUGCAUUACUUCAUUGAUCAGAUCGCCUUCAAAUCCGAAAUGAGAGGGCCGACAUUCCAAUGCGAGGCAACUGGCGAAGGAUUUCUGCGCCUGCAUUACUUUUCUCACAGACAGGGUCUUUUUCCGAUAGUUAAAGGUCUUGUUCGCCAAGUAUCUCGGCUGCUAUUCGAGAUGGACGUAAAGCUUACUGUGAUCGAACGAUCUCAAGAAAGACGGAAAAGCGGCAUGGUUGAGCACGUGGUGUUCUCACUCGAACCCGAUGAAGAUCAUCGGGCUGGAAAACGUUUUGCCUACAAAUUUAAGCGAGAUACUCGUUCUCAUGGUGAUGCAGAGGAAGCGGAACAAAGCAUUCCUCUCGCCGUCACUCUGCACGAUUUCUCUACUAUAUUUCCCUAUCAUAUUUGUUUCAAUAAACAGAUGGUUGUGGAACAUGUCGGCAGACAUCUGCUGGUUGAGUAUGGAGUGGCAGAUAAGAAAAUGCUGAAACUUAGUGAGCUGGUUGACGUUCAGCAGCUCACACAUAAAAACAUUAUGACAUAUCUGAACACGCUGUUCAUCUUCCAACUGAAACACCACUGCUCACGAAACGAGGUGGAGAAGGGUUCCAGUGAAGCCUUUGUACAACCACUUUCACUGAAAGGCCAAAUGAUGCCCGUGAACGAUGGCAACUACAUUAUCUUCCUCUGCUCACCUCAUGUCACUACAGUGAGAGAUUUUGUGAACCUGAAGCUUUAUCUCUCCGAUAUGCCAAUGUUCGACGCGACACGCGAUCUCGUCAUGCUCAACCAAAAGGAGUACAGCGAAUGCACGGUCAUGUUCACGGAUGUGCCUGAUUUUUCCACCAUCAACGGAAGCUGUAAACCUGCUCAGGUCAUGGAUAUCAUCGCAACGCUCUUCAAGCAAUUCGACGUACUCAUCGAGAAAUAUGAAUGCAACAAAGUUCUGUCAUUACUGGACAGUUAUUUGAUCGUGAGCGGUGCACCCAACGUCAACACCUCCCACGCUGUAAACAUACUCAAUCUCGCUUUGGGUAUCAUUAUUUUGCUGGACGAAAAAGAUGUGAGAGUGGGCAUCAGUUGUGGUUCAAUCGUUGCCGGUGUGGUCAGCCAUGAGAAACCAAGGUUAACUUUUUUGACAGUUAUCUACCAGCGAAUCUCAAAGGAAUAUAAUCACUAG